AUGCAGUCAGAGUCAGUAAGAUAGAAGGCUAUCAGAUAUAUAAAUGAACUGUAGACAGAAGACGAUGAUUAGUUUCUUCCUUAUAAAUAAGAAAGGGAUCAUGUCGGAUUAUUAUUGAAUACCAAUAGAAAAUCAAAAUCUACUAACUAAUUAAACACUAGGGCCAGAAUCAAACAUGUUUAUAGUUUGGCUUCAAUCACAAAACAAUAACCAUCUUAAUCAACUAAAUAAAAUGCUGUUUUGAACCAUAAAAAAGAAAAUAGUGCUCAUAAUUUAGAUUUGUCUAUUCUUGUCAACUUAUAACCUCCAUCGACAGAAGAACAAGCCAAAGCUAAGCAAUAUAAAGAAAUGAUGGAAAAGAAAGCUCUUUUAGAAAUGUAUGAGAAGAAAAAAGAUAGUAAAGUAAUGAGUCCUGUUUUAGAAUAGAUGAUUGAAAAACUCAAUUCGAGUAUAACGCAAGAUAAAUUUAUUUGGAAGAUGAGCAAUGUGGACAAGGGUAAGAAUCUUGGCUAUUUGUUUCAUGAAUCCAAAUUAAGAAAACACAAUCGCAAAAUUUAGAAGUUGCAGCCAUCUCUCCCUAAUUAUGAACCAAAUUACUAAGCGAUACUACCCAAAUCAAUAUCAAUUCUUAUUAAACCUAGUGAGAAACCUUCUUAUUCUCAACAAAUCUAAGAUUUUAUAAGAAAAAACCAGUUAGAUAAGGAAUCAUCCAAACAACCCUAGACUACAAUUUCUAAGAAAGAUAAUACUCUUGAAAAAAUGUAUAGUGUCAUAUAGAAUCAAAUUACAAGAGAGGUUAACUAAUCACUUAUAUCGAAUCCUCAAUCGAUGAAUCCGUUGGAAGAGUUUAGUGCUAAACCUAUUGAGGAUACCUAUAUCUAACAAUUUCAUUUGCAAGUAAAAUAAAAAAUGAAGGAAACAAAUAGGGCCAGGAAGAAUAUACAGAAUAAAAUAUAAGAAAACACAAUUGAUAUCAAAUAAGACUCUUAUUAACAUUUUUAUUUUCCUUAUAAUAAAGUUUUAAGCAUUUUCAAAUUUUAUUUCUUAAAUAUCACUUUUAUACAUAUAAUUUAUUAAGUAGAAUGUCAGAGGAAGAAUCUGAUUAAGUCUUUGAAGAGGGACCAUCAAAGAAAUGUAAUUGUAAAAACUCAAAAUGCAUAAAACUCUAUUGUGAAUGUUAUCAAAACAAAGUAUUUUGUGAUAAUAAUUGUCAUUGUCAUAAUUGCUUUAAUAAUUCAUCCAAUGCUAAAUAAAGAUAAAAGGCCAUGCAAUACACAUUAGAAAAAAACCCAAGUUGCCUUUUAACCCAAGAUUAGCACUUCUGAUUCAAAGCCAGAUCCAUUAAAUUUUGGAAAGCACAACAAAGGUUGUCAAUGUAAAAAGAGCGGUUGUAUGAAAAAAUAUUGCGAAUGCUUUCAAGCUAAGGUGCCCUGCUCAGAUUAAUGCAAAUGCAUCGAAUGCAGAAAUUAUGGGUUCUUAACUAAAGAACAUUUUAUAAGGGCAACUAGAGGGGAUGAUGAUGAUUUUUUAUAUCAAUUGUUAUUGACUAAGGACUAAGAUCAUUUAUAAUCAGUGCUUUCAUAUAAAAAACCUUUAUUUGAGCAAAAAGAAAUUGAAGAUGUUAGUAAUUAAAUAAAAAAAAUUAUCUCAAAUAAUGAAUCAGAUCCCAUAGAUCCUAUACUUGAUGUUUUUAUUAAAUUACUAAAAAACGCCUCUGAUUGA
Paramecium tetraurelia is the source of this 1722-nucleotide messenger RNA. RefSeq lists its product as uncharacterized. Gene Ontology annotation, cellular component: nucleus. Gene Ontology annotation, biological process: regulation of DNA-templated transcription. NCBI's taxonomy places the organism in Eukaryota, Ciliophora, Oligohymenophorea, Peniculida, Parameciidae. The transcript is spliced from 5 exons. The record is from RefSeq and is a predicted model, not a curated record.